AUGAAGGUGGCAGGGCUAGCUAAGCUUUGGGAUUCUGAUGCUCAUGUCAGAAGUCGUUGCCGAGAGCAUCGUCGCAUGAACUUGCAUCCCGAUACCCAGAAGUGGUGUGAACCAACCCGAGCAAAUUGCGUUACGAAUGCAAUGAUCUUACUUCCCUGUUUGGACCGUUUGGGGAAGACCAAGGGCUACAAGUUGCCACACCUCGAGCAGUUGCAGGUUGAGAUUGAAAGUCUCUUUGAAAAGAUGAGGAUGCCUAUUGACGAAAAGAUGAUCUACCGCAACUCUACCGAGAUAAAAAAAAUGUUGGGCUUUGUGAAGAGACGUGCCAACAGAAAGGAGGUGACGAAGGAUCGAAAGUUCCACGAGCUUCUAUUGGCAUUGAAUCCUGAGUUGAAGGAUGUGAUUGACGACUACAUGUCCAAAGCCCUUCCAGCUCCAUCCCCCGCGGAAGAUGAAGCUGAUUGUGAAGAUGAUGAAGAAGAUGAUGGGGAUGAGUCAUAUGCAGCUUUUACCAAAUGGUUGGAUGAGAGCUUGGCUGGUGAUGAUGGUGGUGAACAAUCCAAGGGUGAACCUGUUGCUACACCUGCAACACCGGCACCUACACCUGCUGCAGCGGUUGCUCCCAAAUGUUGUCAGCUUUGCCAGAAACCUUUCACUGAAUGUUCUUGCAAGGAGAAAAUGCUUGAACUGAAGGCCAAGAUUGCAGCGAAGAAGGCAGCAAUUGCAGAGAAAGAAGCCGAAGCACUUCUGAACCAACAACGUUCCAACGCACUUGGCAAAGGCACUGGAAGUUCUGAAGAUAUCUGCGAUACUUUGCCCUUGGACAUUGACAUGCCAGAUGCACAUGCCCGUGGGUCAGGGGUUGACAUUCCACCAUCUCAGCCUCGACCUGAACCGUUCAUGCUGGCUGAAGCUCCGCCCCCUUCGACUUCGCAUGGUGGGACCGAAGGCUUGAAUGACAAGCCGCCACAGGCAGUGCUCACACGAAGGGACCAGCUGGAGGCCAAGAAAAAAGCGAAGGAACCUGAUCAAGAUGAUGGUAAUGAAGAUGGGACGCAGGAGGCACAGAAAAAGCCAGCAGCGAGAUCCAAGGCAAAUGCAAAAGAGAAAGCUCAGCCAAAGGCGAAAGCCAAGGUUCAGCCAAAGCCACAGGCUUCACCAAAGAAGCGAUCCAGGGGUGCAAAAAGGCUGGAGCCAAAAGAGGAGGAGAAACCUGCUGUUGGCCCCAAGCCAAAGAAAGCGAAGAUGGAAGAGGCACCAAAAACGCCACCCACCGACUGCCAGCUCUUUCCCGAUGAAGAUCCUGAGGAAGAGGAGAAAGAGGUGGAUCCUCCAGUUGAAGAGGAGCCAGUGGUUUUGAAAAGGCCAGCAGCAAAGAAGGCGAGGAAAGCAUGCAAGGAGGAGGAGAAGGUGCCAGAGCCUGACGCACUUGAGCCAGAGGCGCCUGAGGCAGAAGUUCAAGAAAAGCCAAAGAAGAAAGCCCGAGCCAAAGCGAAGGCAAAGGCGAAGGCGAAGCAAUCCCCAAAGAAGAAGAGAGAAGCAAAGUCAAAGGCUGGGUCGAAAAGAAAGUCCACAAAGAUUAAUGCUGAAGAGCUUGGGGAGGAUGAGGAGGCUGAUGAACUGCUGGAUGACACCAUGAAGGGCAUCGUGCUGACAAUGAUCAAGGAAGUCAAGUCUUGCACCUUUGAUACGCUCAAGGAGGUCUUGCUUGAAAAGAAGGAGAAUUUGCAUCUUGUCAACAAGCAUGCCAGGCUCAACAUCUACUGGACUAAGUGUUCGGGUGCGGUGUCAAUGCCUGUGGCCAGCGAUCCGAAGGUGCGCUUUGAUGCUUGUGCCUUUGCUUUCAAGAGAGGUUCGUGGAACAGUCGGAUGGCAGCUGCAUUUGCUUGCUCGUUCAUGGCAGUUCAGUACAUCGACAGUGCGGAUCAGGACGUCCUGAAAGGCAUCGGCACUUGUGGUUCCAAGUUCGAAGUGGAGAUCACCAAGAUCACUUUGAAUGCCCAGCGUGCUAUCAGGGAGAGUGAGGGAAAGUGA
Molecule: messenger RNA, 2034 nt
Organism: Cladocopium goreaui
Lineage: Eukaryota; Dinophyceae; Suessiales; Symbiodiniaceae
Source: the annotation of a GenBank genome assembly